Messenger RNA from Cicer arietinum (chickpea), 2263 nucleotides. RefSeq lists its product as uncharacterized. Gene Ontology annotation, biological process: SCF-dependent proteasomal ubiquitin-dependent protein catabolic process. Gene Ontology annotation, cellular component: SCF ubiquitin ligase complex. Lineage: Eukaryota; Viridiplantae; Streptophyta; Magnoliopsida; Fabales; Fabaceae. Gene Ontology annotation, molecular function: protein binding. The record is from RefSeq and is a predicted model, not a curated record.
AACCCCACAUCACAACACUUCACGCUAUACUUAUUUUUUCUUUCUUCUUUCACUCACUUUCAUGUUUUCAGUUUCUUUCUACCUUCGCUUGUAACAAGAGCCAUUUGGUGAUCAUCGCUUCGCUUCUUCAUCUUCUCCUUCACCGAUCAUGUCAAGGGUGAAGUUGGUUUCAUAUAUUCAUUUUUUGUUAUUGAAUGGAUGACGCUAGUGUUUUGGUGCUAUUUUAAUGACAUAUUUUGAUUACGGGAAUAUUUCCUCAAUGGGUGGAGCGUGUUCCAGGAAGCAAGAGCGGAAUAAUGAAGAUGGUCUUUGUAGAGGAUUUUCAAGGAAAUUUUGCAAAUGUGGGAGUUUGAAAUGGUGGACGUCGUCAUUUUCUUAUUCAUCCAUGGAUUUACGCAUACAAAAAGGAGAAUGUCCAUCACUGUUGGACUUGUGCAUCCAGAAAAUAAGUGAGGAUCUUGAUAGACAUAACACAUUUUCUAUGCUUCCACGGGAUAUAAGUCAGCAAAUUUUUAAUAAUUUGGUCUACUCUCAACGUCUUACUAGAGGUUCUCUUGAAACCUUUCGAGAUUGUGCUCUCCAGGAUCUAUACUUGGGAGAAUAUGCUGGUGUUGAUGAUUCUUGGAUGGAUGUCAUCUCAUCUCAGGGUUCAUCUUUACUUUCGGUAGAUCUUUCUGGGUCUGAUGUCACUGAUUUUGGAUUGACUUACCUUAAAGAUUGUCAAAGUCUCAUUUCCUUAAAUCUAAAUUACUGUGACCAAAUUUCAGAUCAUGGAGUGGAGUGUAUCAGUGGUCUGUCAAACUUGACAAAUUUGAGUUUUAGAAGAAAUGAUUCAUUAUCUUCUCAAGGAAUGAGUGCCUUUUCUGGUCUUGUUAACUUGGCCAAGUUGGAUUUGGAGAGAUGUCCUGGGAUUCAUGGAGGCAUUGUUCAUCUUCAAGGUUUAACUAAGUUGAAAUCUCUCAAUAUGAAGUGGUGUAAUUGCAUAACAGAUUCGGACAUGAAGCCUCUAUCAGAACUUGCAAGCUUGACAAGUCUAGAGAUUUCUUGUAGUAAAGUCACCGAUUUUGGCAUCAGCUUUCUAAGAGGAUUACAGAAGCUUGCCCUGUUAAAUUUGGAAGGGUGCCUUGUAACAUCUGCAUGCUUGGAUUCUCUUGCAGAGCUUCCUGCACUGUCAAACUUGAAUCUUAAUAGAUGCAAUCUUUCUGACAAUGGAUGUGAAAAGUUUUCAAGACUGGAAAAUUUGAAAGUGUUAAACUUGGGAUUUAAUGACAUCGGAGAUACAUGUUUAGCUCAUUUGAAAGGGUUGACGAAGUUGGAGAGCUUGAACCUUGAUUCAUGUAAGAUUGGUGAUGAAGGAUUGGUGAACUUGACAGGUCAUAAGCAUUUGAUCUGCUUGGAAUUGUCUGAUACAGAAGUUGGAAACAAUGGGCUAGAGCAUUUAUCUGGAUUGUCUAGUCUGGAGAAAAUAAAUCUGUCCUUUACUGUUGUUAGUGAUAGUGGUUUAAGGAAAUUGUGUGGAAUCUCAUCUCUGAAGUCGCUUAAUUUGGAUGCUUACCAAAUUACUGAUGCUGGACUGGCAACCCUUACAAGUUUGACUGGACUCACUGACCUGGAUUUGUUUGGUGCUCGGAUAACAGAUGUUGGGACAAAUUAUUUGAAAAAAUUCAAGAACCUGAGGUCCUUGGAAAUAUGCAGUGGUGGAUUGACUGAUGCUGGUGUGAAAAAUAUCAAAGAGCUUUCUUCGCUAAUGUGCUUAAAUUUAUCACAAAACAGCCACCUUACGGACAAAACACUGGAGUUAAUUGCAGGGCUCACUGGGUUGAUUUCUUUAAAUCUUUCAAAGUCUCGCAUCACCACAGCUGGACUGCAGCAUUUGAAAACACUGAAGAACUUGAGAUCUCUGACAUUGGAGUCCUGUAAGGUGACAUCAAAUGACAUAAAGAAAUUUAGAUCAAUACACCUCCCAAAUUUGGUAAGCUUUCGACCCGAGUAGUUGGUUGGGCCGUAUUGUAAUCUGUGUAUAUAUGACUUGUAUCGAUAUUCUAGAAAAACAUAAGAGGACAAUCUCAAAAUGUACAUAGGCUAAUGUCUUUAUGGAGGGUAUGAAUUGCCUCCCUGUGGUACAAAGGAUUUUCUCAUUCUCCUAAUUGUAUGUAAGUGUGUGUGUGUGUGUGAAUAUAUGUGUGAUGUAAAGGAACGAUGCUAAACUCUUUAUUAUCGAACAUAGAUGUUAAUAUAGAUAAAUAAUUAUUUUUUUCUUUAA